CCGCUACAAAAGCAAAAAGUUUAUUAGAAGAUCAAGUAAUUCAAGAUAAAGAUAACAAUAUUAGAGAUACAUUAUCUAAGCAUGAUGAUGAUAACGAUACAGAUUAUAAAGAAAUUUCUGAAACUAAAGCAACAAAAUUAUCACCUUGCAUUAUUGUUGAUAAUUUAAAUAGUGCAAUUGGGCAUUGCAAUUCAAUGGUUUUUCUAAAAUCACUAGUACAAUUAGUUAGUACAUGUGAAGUAGAAUUGACUCCAGAUGAAUCUUUAAACUUAGCUAAGUUAGAAAUCUAUUCUAAUCAUUUUAACUUUGAUCAUGAACAACUUCAUUCGUUUGGUACUAAACAAUUAAGACAUUAUACUAAAGGUUUAUUUAACCUCUUAUAUUCUCAAAAUGAGAAUAAAAAAGAAGAAGUAUUGCAGUAUCUUAUAAAAUUAUUAGAAAACCUAGAAUUAUCAUCUUCAACUUCAAUAGAUACAGAUUUUAAUUUAUCUAGCCCAUUGCUUGUAAAAAUUGCUAUGAAAAUUAAUAGGUUUAAUGAUUACUUGUCUACAGAUAAAAAACUUAUAAAAGUAGAAGAAAGCUAUCAAUUUGAAGAAAUGUUAGAAAAAACAAUAUGUAAUUCAUGUAAAGAUAUUGAAAAAAAUU
This is a messenger RNA of Scutellospora calospora, 645 nucleotides long. The record is from the annotation of a GenBank genome assembly. NCBI's taxonomy places the organism in Eukaryota, Fungi, Glomeromycota, Glomeromycetes, Diversisporales, Gigasporaceae.